AUGGCAGAGAGUACAAAUCAAUCGGCGGCAGAAAAAAGUGUGCGCCCCAAGUCAUCUAAGGCAUGGGAGCAUUUUACAUUAAAUGCAGCAAAGAAGAUCGUUACCUGCAAGUUAUGCAAAGCUGAGCUUGUGUGGCAUGGAAGUACCACAGUGAUGCACGAACACAUGAAGAGGAAACACGUUGGUGUCACGGAUGAAGGUGAAACAGCACGAAAGAAACAGCUCACCAUGAGUGAAUUUGUUCAGAGGAGAAAUCCCCCAUGCACUCCUCAACAAGCAGCCAUUGUAACAGAUGCCAUACUUAGUAUGUUGGUAACUGACAUGCGGCCAAUGGCAAUGGUGGAAGAUGAAGGAUUCAAAAAAAUGGUCAGCAUACUCAACCCAGGAUACAUUCUUCCCUCAAGGACCCACUUCACAAAAUUAAUGGAGAGGAAGUACCAGGAGGCAUUCCAAAAAAUUAAGAGUGCUAUAAACACCACCAACAGCAGAAUGGCUUUAACUACUGAUAUAUGGACAAGUGUUGCCACUGAAGCUUACCUUGGCAUUACAUGCCAUUACAUUGGGAAUGACUGGAAGAUGACAUCUGUCUGCCUUACCACCAUGCCACUCGAAGACAGACAUACCUCAACCAACAUUGCAGAGUGGUUGGAAGAAGUAGCAGUCAAGUUUGAAAUCCCUUUUGAGAAAAUUUGUGCCAUUGUACAUGACAAUGGUGCGAACAUUGUGGCUGCUGCAAAAUUACUGGAGGAGAAACAUGGGUGGACCAGUAUACGCUGCACUGGCCACACCUUGCAGUUGGUGAUUAAUGCUGCAUUAAAGAACACAGUCAUUCAAAGAGCAUUUGGAGCUGCAAGAUGUCUUGUCGAGCAUUUAAAAAAAAGUGAGCUAGCCUGCAGCAAGCUGAAAGAAAAACAGAAACAAAUGGGCACACCUGACCAUAAGCUUGUUCAGGAUGUAAGUACAAGAUGGAACAGUACAUUUUAUAUGGUUAACAGACUGAUUGAACAGAGGUGGCCUGUAACUGCAACUCUAUCUGACCCAUCCCUCACUCACAGAGGCAAACGCUAUCUUGACUUGAAACCAGACCAGUGGAGUCUGCUUGAAGAGCUUUCCACUGCUCUUAAGCCGUUUGAAUGUGCCACUGUCUUUAUGAGUGGGCAGGAAUAUAUAACAGUCUCUUCGUUGCCUCCACUUGUGAAAGGGCUCUUGAAGUCCACUGAAGGUGCUGCCUACGAUACAGCUUCAGUGAAGUCCUUCCAAGUCACAGCAGUUGAGCUGCUUCAAAACAGAUGGAAGGAAACACUCUUUGAUCAGGUAGAUAAUCCUGUGAUUCUCUCCUCUGCUCUGGACCCAAGGUUCAGAAAACUGAAAUUUCUGUCACCUGAGCAAAUUAUAACAGUUCAAGCUAAACUGCAAACUGAAGCACUUGCAGCAAGAAGGGAGAUGGUGCAGCAGCAGCAAAUUACCACCUCAACCAUAAGAACCGCAGCUGAACCUUCAACAUCUUUGAUUGACUCACUCCUUGAGUCUGGAGACAGCAGUGAGGAAGAGAGCAGAGAGGAGAAAGCUGAGGAGGACCACAACACUCAAAUAAGAAAUGAAGUCAUGGCUUACUUUGUUGAGAGGCCCCUAGCCAAGGAAGAAAAUCCUUUGGAUUGGUGGAGAGAUAAUAAAGAUAAAUAUCCCACUUUGGCAAAAUUAGCUAAAUCCUACUUGUGUAUCCCAAGCACCUCAACACCAUCUGAGCGUCUGUUCUCUGCUGCAGUUUACAUUGACUGCUCAGCCAGUUCCCUCCUCCUUCAUUGUCCAUCGUGUAAAUCCAUUUCAUUGGUGCCGAAACCUGGGAAAGAUGGGGGAUGCGCUAUCGGAGAGCACUCAAUGAUGAUGGAUGGUUGCGACACUGAGGAGGUAUGGUCCGGUGGUACUGGAGCUGUUCACCAGAAGGCAGAGGAGCCCGCUGCCAUCUUCCAGGGGACAAAGGAGCCGCUGCCAUCUGCCAGGACACAAAGGAGCCGCUGUCGGCCGGUAGAGGGCAGAGGAGCCUCUGACAUCUGCCUGGAGGAUGAGAAGCCCACUGCCAGGUCCAGUGUCAUCACUCGGUGUUGUGGAGGACCAGUCGACAGCGUGUCCGGGGACCGGAAUACACGACUUGAUGGGCUCAACCAGGCCUUCCACAAUGAGAUUCGAGGAAUGGAGGAAGCAGGAGAUGGCAAAUCCAACUCAAAGGUGAAUAGGAAAAUACCAGAGGAGAGAAACACAUGA
Molecule: messenger RNA, 2262 nt
Organism: Xyrauchen texanus (razorback sucker)
Lineage: Eukaryota; Metazoa; Chordata; Actinopteri; Cypriniformes; Catostomidae
Product: E3 SUMO-protein ligase ZBED1-like
Exons: 5
Coding region: 1-2262 (753 amino acids)
Molecular function (GO): DNA binding; protein dimerization activity
Source: RefSeq, a predicted model, not a curated record